Molecule: messenger RNA, 1251 nt
Organism: Ilex paraguariensis (yerba mate)
Lineage: Eukaryota; Viridiplantae; Streptophyta; Magnoliopsida; Aquifoliales; Aquifoliaceae
Source: the annotation of a GenBank genome assembly
AUGAAAUCAGCCACUCCCGCUCUAUCUCCAGUAGACAUGCCAUCAACUUCAUCCAUAAUCAGCACAGUCUUUGGAUGCUUUGAACUCUUGAUGCAUGAAAAUGUUCUACCUCGAUUGCCUGAAAACCAAGCAGAAUCAGCUGCUAAGAAAGCUGUUCUAUUGAGUGGUACACCUGGAAUUAGGAAGACUACAUCAACCAAGUUGAUUAGUCAGAUGCUUGGUUUUCAGGCAAUCGAGGUAAAUGCUAGUAACAACUGUGGAAAAGCUGAUGCCAAAGUUGAGAGAGGAAUAUGUGGAUGUACAACAAAUUCUAUAACGGAACUUGUUAGUAAUGAAGCUCUGAGCGUUAACAUGGAUCGGUUAGUAGUACUAUGUUUUAUUGUACAUGCAUCAAGAAGUACCUUAAAAGAAUCCUGCUUAAUUGUUAACUAUAAUUCCAGUUCAAAGCAUCCAAAGACUGUGCUGAUUAUGGAUGAAGUUGAUGGCAUGUCUGCUGGAGAUAGAGGGGGAGUGGCUAAUCUCAUUGCUAGCAUCAAGAUCUCUAAAAUUCCAAUCAUUUCAAAAGUGCAGAAGUUGAAGCCACAUAUUGCAAUGAGAAAGUAUUAUGAUGAGGAAUCAACACGGAGCUUCACUGACGAGACAUUUGCGAGGAUGAUCCUCCUGGACAGGUGCUUUGUUUUGUAUUACAUUUGGCGUGUUGUAGAAGGUUUCGAAGAUGAUUUGGGGAUGAGAAGUCACCAUAUAGCUUUUGCACGACAGGACUUGUUCUUGAUGGAGAACCAUCUUCCCUUCAACGUCCUCGAGAAUUUGAUGGACCUAUCGCAAAAGGAUAAGUGGAUGCAUGGGAUCAAUGAAUUCCUGACACUUCCGCCAAUAAGUAUGGACGGCUCAACAAAGUCAAUGUUUUUGAACUUGAUAGCUGAUGAAAUGAGUUCAGAUGAGCCAAAUGAGUUGUGGGUAACUUCUUACAUAUGCUUCCUUAGUACCCUCAUCGUGCACCUUGAUGAUGGUAAGAUUCUACGGUUUGCAAAAGUACUCAACAACUGUAUAGGCAGUGAUGAUGAAAUAGCCAGCCUCUUCCACGACCUCGCCAAUGAACUGGUCACAAAUCCUUUGGCUUAUCGAUGUGUCAAAAGGGGAAUCAAUAAUUGCUACAAUAACACGAUGUUCAGUGGGUUAGCUUACUUCCAUUGCUACAAAGCCAAGAUGUACAUGUCUCAAAUGAAGGAAGAUUAUUUCAAGAACCCAUAG